Nylanderia fulva is the source of this 1435-nucleotide messenger RNA. RefSeq names its product pre-mRNA-splicing factor RBM22. Gene Ontology annotation, cellular component: Prp19 complex; U2-type catalytic step 1 spliceosome; U2-type catalytic step 2 spliceosome. Gene Ontology annotation, molecular function: U6 snRNA binding; metal ion binding; pre-mRNA binding. The record is from RefSeq and is a predicted model, not a curated record. NCBI's taxonomy places the organism in Eukaryota, Metazoa, Arthropoda, Insecta, Hymenoptera, Formicidae.
GGUCUCCAAUAGCGGAUUGGAAUUUAUCCGUCACUCCUGUCGAUCUUUGUUAGAUUUAUGCCUUCAUGACAGUGCUCGUAUUGCAAAUGGUGGAAGUAUAAUAUUAAUUUUUUUCUGUAUAAUUAUUAAGAUAAAUAUUAACAUUAUGGCUACAUCUAAAACUACGAAUACUUAUAACAGGCAAAAUUGGGAAGAUGCAGAAUUUCCAAUAUUAUGUCAGACGUGCUUGGGAGAUAAUCCAUAUAUCCGUAUGACAAAGGAAAAAUAUGGGAAGGAGUGUAAGAUAUGUAUGCGACCAUUUACGGUAUUUAGAUGGUGUCCUGGGGCAAGGAUGCGAUUUAAGAAGACGGAAGUCUGUCAGACGUGCAGUCGAUUGAAAAAUGUUUGUCAGACAUGUUUAUUAGACCUGGAAUAUGGUUUGCCUAUCCAGGUUCGCGAUGCAGCUUUAAAGAUUAAAGACGAUUUGCCUCGUUCGGAUGUAAAUAAGGAAUACUACGUACAAAAUAUAGACAAUGAGAUUGGCAAGAUCGAUCCGACAACGCCAGCCGGUGCCGUAGGCAAAUCCGCUGCAGCUAGCGAUCUAUUAAUGAAAUUGGCCAGAACAAGUCCGUAUUAUAAGAGGAAUAGACCGCACAUUUGUUCGUUUUGGGUGAAAGGCGAAUGCAAGAGAGGCGAAGAGUGUCCAUACCGGCAUGAAAAACCGACAGAUCCCGACGAUCCGUUAGCUGAUCAAAACAUAAAGGAUCGUUAUUAUGGGGUGAAUGAUCCAGUGGCAGAUAAGCUUAUGCGUAGAGCCGCAGCUAUGCCCAAACUCGAUCCACCCGAGGAUAAAUCUAUUACGACGUUAUACAUUGGCAAUUUAGGCGAUGUGUUGACAGAGAAACAAUUGCGCGAUCAUUUCUAUCAAUAUGGCGAGAUACGUUCGGUGACUAUGGUACCGCGUCAACAAUGUGCCUUCAUCCAAUACACGCAAAGAAGCGCCGCCGAGGCAGCGGCCGAAAGGACGUUCAACAAAUUAAUAUUAGGUGGAAGACGACUCACUAUAAAAUGGGGUCGUUCUCAAGGAAGACAAACGAUAUCUGCUACUGAGGCCAUGAGAGAGAUUCUUGAACCCGUUCCCGGUUUACCAGGAACCUUACCACCGCCUCCCGAAACUAUGGGCAAUAAUUUCUUCAAUCUACAAACCACGUCUGGCAUGAUACCACCAAUGAUGAUUCCACCGCCACCUGUUGCACCUCAAUUUAUGUUCGCCGCAAUGGCGGCUGCAGCUGCGACUCCGAUUUUCCCUCCAGGAACAACUCCUAUACACUAUCCAAGUCAAGAUCCAUCCAGAAUGGGCGCGUCGCAGGGUAUAGGCAAACCUUGGCCGGAAGAAUAAUGUGUAUGGCAUUGUAUGAGUUUUUUUUAAUAUAUAACUGUAAUGACAAGACAGAAA